This is a messenger RNA of Syngnathus acus (greater pipefish), 2500 nucleotides long. RefSeq names its product polymerase (DNA directed) iota (gene poli). Gene Ontology annotation, molecular function: DNA-directed DNA polymerase activity; damaged DNA binding. NCBI's taxonomy places the organism in Eukaryota, Metazoa, Chordata, Actinopteri, Syngnathiformes, Syngnathidae. Gene Ontology annotation, biological process: translesion synthesis. The record is from RefSeq and is a predicted model, not a curated record.
GCCGACUUGCUUUGUGGUAUGUUACCUUCCCCUGUUGACAGCUAGCAAAAACAUCGAUUCUAUUUUCAAUUUUGCGAUGGAAAGCAGCGAGGACGAGAUGGAAGAGGAUGAAAUCGAGUGGAAGCAACUUUUGACGGAUUUGCCAACAACCCGUCGAGCUUCUGAAUCGAGCCUCAGUAUGAAGCCAACACCUGCACACAGAGUAAUUUUGCAUUUUGACCUGGAUUGCUUCUAUGCUCAGGUGGAAAUGAUCCGAAAUCCAGCAUUGAGAGAUGUUCCUCUAGGUAUCCAGCAGAAGUACAUCAUCGUCACGUGCAACUACGUGGCGAGGCAGCAGGGUGUCACCAAGCUCAUGUCUGUUACCGACGCCAAACAGAAAUGUCCUCAGUUGGUGCUGGUGAAAGGAGAAGAUCUGACUCACUACAGAGAAAUGUCCUAUCAAGUGACAGAUCUGCUGCUGUCCUUCUGUCCAUUGGUAGAGAGGCUUGGCUUUGACGAGAACUUUGUGGACAUCACAAAGAUGAUAGCAAAACGGCUGCCACACACACCAGAGUUCUCAUUUAUGGGCCACGUCUAUAGCACUUCAAGUGAAGCCGCAAAGGCUAAAGCCAGCAUUCACCCAGAGUUGGCGUUAGGGUCGCACAUCGCCGCUGAGUUGAGGGAAGCCAUCCGCGGUCGAUUGGGCCUCACCGGUUGCGCUGGUGUCGCCACCAGCAAGCUGUUGGCCAAACUGGUGUCGGGCAGCUUUAAGCCCAACCAGCAAACCACACUGCUGCCGGAAAAUAUCGACGACAUCGUGGGCGGCCUGAGCGGCCUGCGUGAAAUACCAGGGGUUGGACAUCAAACGGCCAAAAGGCUCCAAGCACUUGGACUGGUCAGCGUCAGAGACCUUCAGCUCUUCCCACUGACUGAGCUCGAAAGAGAAUUGGGCUCUGCGUGCGCAGCGCGUCUGAAAAAUCUGUCCCUUGGCGCAGAAGACGUCUCCCGUCAACCCUACCGGAGCCCUCAGUCUCUCAGCGAUGAAGACUCUUUUAAGAAAAUGUCAAGUGUGAAAGAAGUGAUGGACAAGAUUCAACAGCUUCUCAGCAGCCUGGUGGAGAGGAUGCGCAAGGACGGCAGACAGCCGCAAACCUUGCGUCUCUCAGUUCGGAAAUUCUCAGCGAGCAACAAGUGGCACAGUCGGGAGAGCCGCCAGUGUCCCAUCCCCAACCACAUUGGGCAUAAGAUCACCUCGGCCAGCGGCGACGACGCCCCGGCCCAGCUGCUCUCCUUGGCCAUGAAGCUCUUCUCCAAAAUGGUGGACACGGCGGCGCGCCAUUCCAACCUGACCCUCAUCAACGUGGGUUUCAGCAACUUGCAGACCCAAGCGCCGGCCGCCGGCGCCAGAGGCUCCAUUGCUUCCUUCUUCGCACCCAGCGCCUCACCGCACAACCCAACUCGAAGCCAGAUUGACUGCGGAAGCGGUGCAGAUCAUCUCGACUCAAUCGGCGAUAUGCCUCCGCUCACUCCAGACAACAGCGCAAAGAGCCCAAGCAGCUGUGACGCGGCAUCGCCCCGGGCCGGACCCGCACAGAGCACCACUUCUCUCCGAGCGGAAGCGUCUCAACCGGUCACGCCAGCCAGCCGUAGCACAUGCUCAUACGACGCCCACGUCACCGCUACGCAUCGAUUGCCCCCAAACGUGGACCCUCGGGUGUUUUCCCAGUUACCGGCCAACAUUCAAACGGAACUGAUGAGAGAGUGGGAGUGGCGCCGACCGGUUCUGAAGAUCCCCGGCCUUUCCAGGAAGCCCGGGAAUGAAGCCAAAGAGAAGAAAAGCGGCGGAAGGAAAAGCCAGGCCAACAGCUUGUUGAAUUAUUUUAAGCCCCGUUUAGAGAAGCUCCAAGUACUGUACAGUGAAAGGGGAGCACGCACUGCCAUGAAAACCUGCGUGUUAUUAUUACUGCCACCCGCCCCAAAAAGUUUUAAAUACACAUAUGGAUGCCCCCAGAUGGACACAGAGCUCUUCUUUUGAAAAAAAAAAAAAAAAAGCUCCUCAACCUACCUCAAAGUAGUUCUUUGUCACCAUAUUGUCACAAGGUGGUGAAUUAAGCUCAACUCACGUCAACAUACUGUAGCUUUUUGGCAUCACGCUACAAGAUGGCAGCAGGACCACUUUAUUUCUGUAAAUGGCAGUCCUGAACUCAUUUCAGCACAGUUUUCCUGGCUCCUGAUCAAGCUUUCUAAUAUGCGUAUUUAUCACCCACCCAAGCUCAAGUUCAAUAUGACUUCUUUUUUUUUUUUUUUUUUUUUACGAGUCAGCUUAGGUUCACGUGAUGCAUUCUGACCCAAAUUCCUGAUCCAUUGUUCUCAGACAUAAACAGGCAAGUCAAUGGUUCUGUUAGCACUUGUUCUAUUGGUUCCCUAAGGUUUUUGCUAUUUCGCACAAAUUUUCCUUUAGAUAUUAUUUUCAUAUAUAUAAUAUAUAUAUAAAUAAAGAGAGUAUAUUGGACUGAAAUUA